AUGAAGUUCACAUCCGUUAUUACAGCCCUUCUGUGCGCCGAGGCCGCUCUCGGCGCGCGACUGACUGAAAAGCGUCGCCAGAGUCGGGAGGCUCGCCAGCUCGCUCGCCGGGCUUCCGCGUCUGGAGCUCUCCGUUCCUCUCAGCCCAAGAUCCCCUCUGACAGUGUCCUUGAGGGUAUCACCAACCAGACCAAUGUCGAGUACUCUUCGAACUGGGCGGGCGCCGUUUUGAUCGGCACCGGUUACACCGAGGUGACCGGAACUGUCACUGUCCCCACGCUCACCGGGAGCUCAGCCAGUAGUACCGAGUCUGCCGGCUCCGCUUGGGUCGGUAUUGAUGGCGAUACAUGUGAUACGGCUAUUCUGCAAACCGGCAUUGACUGGUAUGUUGAUGGCACCAGCGUAUCCUACGAUGCCUGGUAUGAGUGGUACCCCGAUUACGCCUACACCUUUUCUGGAAUCUCUAUCUCUGCCGGUGACUCUAUCAAAAUGACAGUGACGGCCACUUCCAAGACUGGCGGCUCCGCAGUCAUCGAGAAUUUGACCACAGGCACCACCGUGACAGAGGAUUUCAGCAAUGUCUCGGAUGGCUCCCUCUGCGAAUACAAUGCCGAAUGGAUCGUCGAAGACUUCGAGGAAUGCUCCUCUUCCAACGACUGUUCGCUGGUGCCAUUCGCGGAUUUUGGCACGGUAACUUUCACCUCUGCCUCGGCAGUCAAGAGCGGCACUACUGUUGGGGUCACGGGAGCGACCAUUAUUGAUAUUGAGCAGAACAACAAGGUUUUGACCUCCUGCUCUGAUACUUCAUCUACUGACCCAAUGGCUGAACACUACUGCAGGUCCGGGCCGGGUCAAGGGCCGUCCAAAGAAAACCACUUUCUUUGCCAGCAUGGCCCCCAGGUUUCGGAUUGGGCCAGAAAAGGAGCAGUCAGCUUGACAGAGGCCAGUUCCGAGCCGUCUAGAACAAUGGAUGUGGCCCAGGCUAUUCGCCCCCAAUCCCGCUCGACCACCGGUGUUCACGGAUGCAAGGUUAACGUCAACCGCAUGGCUUAUUGGCCGUACUGGCCAUCCUGCUCCGGGAUGUGCGUCAAGCUCACCUUCGGCUCUCGAUCCCGUACUGUGCUUCACACGGACGUGUCGGGAGGGGCGCACGACAUCUCUUUCGACACAUUCCAGUAUCUGGUAUAUGGCUCAUCCGCAACCGCAUCACCUGCGAUCCUCAACCCCGCCCAGGAUGGCGGGGCCGAUAUGGACUACGAAGUUGUCGAUAUGUCACAGUGCCUGGACAUCAUUACCUCAGACACGGGAAAGCUGUCUUUCAUUGCUACCAACCCCAAUCAAGUCAACAAGUGCCUGGGUGAGGGUAACAAUUGGGUGGCUGAGAACUACGAAGUGCGCAACAUCGGUGACUCCCAAUGUCAGUAUGGGGUUGACGAGGUCUGCUCUUUCGACCAGGUCACAGGCACGGCGCAGUGUCCCUCGGGAACCCUCACUUUCCGUAUCACGGGACAUCGAUCGCCCGUAAUCUGCAACCCAACAUCGGAGGACCAGGCCUGUGAUGCUGCAGACGUACACAUGUCAAAGAUGCUGGCUCAUGGAUAUUAG
Molecule: messenger RNA, 1605 nt
Organism: Diaporthe amygdali
Lineage: Eukaryota; Fungi; Ascomycota; Sordariomycetes; Diaporthales; Diaporthaceae
Product: protease acp1
Exons: 7
Coding region: 1-1605 (534 amino acids)
Biological process (GO): proteolysis
Molecular function (GO): glutamic-type endopeptidase activity
Source: RefSeq, a predicted model, not a curated record